AUGAAAUUAUUCAUUGCUUCCUCUCUCUGGAUUGUUCUCACUGUAUUCCAGGAACACAUUUUUUGUUUCUCCUUAAAUUUACCUGCUUCUCCUGGCUACUAUCAAGACGGGGAUUUUGUUAUUGGAGGACUCUUUUCCUUUACAGUGUCUGGUGGAAUAAAUGGAAGUAAAUUUGAAUUUACAGAUAUAAACCUUAUUCCGGCUUAUGCUCACUUCUAUCUUACCAAACAUUAUCAGCAAAUGCUGGCAAUGGUUUUUGCUAUAGAAAAACUCAACAAGGACCCAAAGAUUCUAUUCAAUAUGUCCCUGGGAUUCUAUCUCUUCAAUGUUGACUUUCUUGAGAUGAAGGCUGUGGAGAGUUCUAUGGCUUUGCUCUCAGGAGAGAGCCCCCCAAUUCCUAACUACACCUGCAGGCCUGAGAAGACUGAUAAGCUGGUUGCUGUGAUAGGAGGCAUUUCAACAGGAAUAUCAACUCAGAUCUCCCGAGUUCUAAGUCUCUACAAUAUCCCACAAAUCAGCUAUGCUCCUUUUGACCAGAGUCUUGGGACCCAAGUCCAGCUCCAGUCUCCUUACCAGUUUCCUAUGCACACCACAGCUCUGUAUCAGGGAAUUAUUCAACUGCUGCUAUACUUCUCUUGGGUCUGGGUUGGCCUGGUCAUCUCAGAUGAUAUGAGGGGAGAACUCUUCCUUAGGGACAUCAUAGAGGAGAUGAAGAACCAUGGACUUUGUCUUGCAUUUGCAGAAAAGAUUCCAGAAACUGCUGCUGUGGACACAGUACACGAGAAGCUUUUUUUCGAAAGAUUCACAUUGACAUCUGUUAUUGUUGCCUUUGGUGACACUUGUUCUCUUCUGUAUUUUGUGGAAGACACCAUUCAGUAUCAUACUUUUCAUAAUGUCUGGAUCACAACUUCUGAUUUGGAUUUAACCAUGUUUACUUUUUAUCAAAAUACAAAUUUGUUCACUUUUGGAGGAUUAUCAUUUUCUUUUCACAUGGAUGAAAUUCUAGGAUUCACAGAUUUUCUCACUAGUGUCCAACCCAGAAAAUACAGUCAUAAUAUCUUUAUUCAGGAGAUGUGGUCGGUCUUAUUUGGAUGUCCAUACAUCUAUAGGAAUGGAGUCAUGGAACCAAGUCGAUGUGAGCAAAAUGGCAGCCUGAGCACACGUCCUUUUCAUGACUGGGAUAUGAAUACCUCACCCUAUAGCUACAAAGUCCAUGCUGCUGUACACGCCAUUGCUCAGGCACUCCAUGAGGAGCUGUCACUAAGAGUGGAAGGAGAGUCACUUGAUAAAAGUGUCUUCCAGGCUCCUCUCCCAUGGAAGCUCCAUCCAUUCUUACAAAAGGGACAACUUGGGAGAAGUACCAAUGAAGGGAAUGUUGAGAACAAGGAGGUGUCAGCAACCAAGCUUGACAUCUUUAAUUACCAGUCUCUGCAGAGCGGUACCGAAGCUCAAGUGAAGGUUGGCGAGUUUGUCUUUGAACCUCACAGUGUGCAGCAUCUUUCCCUAAAUGAAAAACUCAUAAAUUGGGGCAGAUACCACAAGGGGACUCCUGUAUCUGUUUGCAGUCAAAGUUGUCCACUUGGAUUUAGGAAAGCACCUGUUGAAGGGAAACCAUUCUGUUGUUUUGAUUGCCUCCCAUGUCCAGAUGGAGAGAUUGCAAAUGAAACAGAUAUGAAUCAAUGCAUCAAGUGUUCUGAAGAUCAGUAUCCAAACAAGCAGAGGAAUCAGUGUCUCCCUAAAAUUAUGACAUUUUUGUCCCAUGAAGAUACUCUAGGAGCUGUUUUGGUUUCUGUGGCCAUUAGUUUAUCUGCCUUUUCAGCUAUGAUUUUAGGAUUAUUUAUCUGCUAUCGGGACACACCCAUUGUCAGAGCAAAUAACAGAAAUCUCAGUUAUCUCCUCCUAGUUUCUCUAAUGCUCUGUUUCUUUUCUUCACUAAUAUUCAUUGGCCAACCUAGCACAGUCACCUGUGUCUUGAGACAAAUGAUUUUUGGGGUUGUAUUUUCAGUUGCAGUUUCUGCUAUCUUGGCAAAGACCUUCACUGUGGUUGUGGCCUUCCAAACCAUCAAACCAGGAAGCACCUUACGAAUGUGGAUGGUGACCCGACUCUCAAAUAUUAUAGUCUUCUGUGGUUCCAUCAUUCAAGUGUGCAUCUGCGCAGUCUGGUUGGGAACAUAUCCCCCUUUCCCUGAUGUUGACAUGCAGUCAGAGUUUGGGCAAAUCAUCCUCUUGUGUAAUGAGGGGUCCACCCUUGCUUUCUACUGUGUUCUGGGGUACUUGGGCUUUCUGGCCAGUCUCAGCUUGCUUAUUGCUUUUCUGGCAAGAAGGCUACCUGACAGCUUCAACGAGGCAAAAACAAUCACGUUCAGCAUGCUGAUUUUCUGCAGUGUGUGGAUUUCUUUUGUGCCUGCUUACCUGAGCUCCAAAGGCAAAACCAUGGUGGCCGUGGAAAUUCUUUCAAUUCUGGCCUCCAGUUCUACCUUACUAGGCUGUAUAUUUCUUCCCAAAUGCUAUGUGAUCUUACUGAGGUCAGGCGGCUAUUCUAGAAAGAAUUUCUUUAAAUGA
This is a messenger RNA of Grammomys surdaster, 2562 nucleotides long. Its product is annotated as vomeronasal type-2 receptor 26-like. Gene Ontology annotation, biological process: G protein-coupled receptor signaling pathway. The transcript has 6 exons. The record is from RefSeq and is a predicted model, not a curated record. Gene Ontology annotation, molecular function: G protein-coupled receptor activity. NCBI's taxonomy places the organism in Eukaryota, Metazoa, Chordata, Mammalia, Rodentia, Muridae. Gene Ontology annotation, cellular component: membrane. Bases 1 to 2562 code for a protein of 853 amino acids.